Molecule: messenger RNA, 4197 nt
Organism: Vidua macroura (Pin-tailed whydah)
Lineage: Eukaryota; Metazoa; Chordata; Aves; Passeriformes; Viduidae
Gene: STRN3
Product: striatin 3
Exons: 18
Coding region: 231-2666 (811 amino acids)
Cellular component (GO): dendrite
Molecular function (GO): armadillo repeat domain binding; protein phosphatase 2A binding; calmodulin binding
Source: RefSeq, a predicted model, not a curated record
GGCAGGCGCCGCUCGCUCCCCGCCCGGCCGGGUGGGAGGGUGGGAGGGCCGCGGGGCUGUAAUGGCGGCUGGCGGCGGCUCCGCGCUGCGCUGACACCCGGACCCGCUCGGCGCAGCCCCCCCGCCCGGCCCGCCCCCUCCUCCCCGCCCCAGCCAGCGCCGCUCGCCCCCUCCCCGGCCCCUGCUCCUGGCCCCCGCCGCGGGACGAGGAGGAGGGCUCCCCGCAGACAAUGGACGAGCACCCAGGAGCCGGAGGAGGCGGUGGGAUGGCGGCCGCCCCGAGACCACAGCAGCCGCCGCCGCAGGCGGGUGGGAACAUGAACCUGCAGUCUGGUGGGGGCUGCGUGGGGGCUGGAGCCGGCGGAGGAGGAGGGCCACAGCCCCAGGGCCCCGCGGCCCCGGCCGGUCAGGAGGCGGCGGGCCCCGCCGAGCUGUCCCGGCCCCAGCACUACACCAUCCCGGGGAUCCUGCACUACAUCCAGCACGAGUGGGCUCGCUUCGAGAUGGAGAGAGCGCACUGGGAGGUGGAGCGGGCCGAGCUCCAGGCUCGGAUAGCGUUUUUACAAGGGGAAAGAAAGGGCCAAGAAAAUUUGAAGAAAGAUUUAGUGAGAAGAAUAAAAAUGUUAGAAUAUGCAUUAAAACAAGAAAGGGCAAAAUAUCAUAAAUUAAAAUAUGGCACAGAAUUGAACCAAGGUGACUUGAAAAUGCCAACUUUUGAAUCAGAAGAUACCAAAGAUACAGAGGUUCCUGCAGUACCUCAGAAUAGCCAAUUGACCUGGAAGCAAGGCAGACAGUUACUGCGACAGUAUCUUCAGGAAGUAGGUUAUACAGAUACAAUAUUGGAUGUACGCUCCCAGCGGGUAAGGUCUUUGCUUGGGCUCUCCAAUUCAGAACCAAAUGGUUCAGUAGAGACAAAGAACUUAGAACAGAUCCUGAAUGGGGGUGAAUCUCCUUCGUCGAAACAAAAGGGACAGGAAAUCAAAAGGAAUUCUGGUGAUGUUCUUGAAACAUUCAAUUUCUUAGAAAACGCGGAUGAUAGUGAUGAAGAAGAGGAGAAUGACAUGAUAGAAGAUAUUGCAGAAGGAAAAGAAAAGCAUCGGAUAAAUAAGAAGCACAAAAUUGGUAAUGAAGGUUUAGCUGCUGACCUUACAGAUGACCCUGAUACUGAAGAAGCUUUGAAAGAAUUUGACUUCUUAGUGACAGCUGAAGAUGGUGAGGGAGCUGGAGAAGCUCGAAGUUCAGGAGAUGGAACAGAGUGGGACAAAGAUGACCUGUCCCCAACUGCUGAGGUUUGGGAUGUAGACCAGGGACUAAUAAGUAAACUGAAGGAACAGUACAAGAAGGAACGAAAGGGGAAGAAAGGGGUAAAGAGAGUCAACAGGACAAAACUUCACGACAUGAUAGCUGAUCUGGGCGAUGAUGAGAUACCCCACAUCCCUUCAGGAAUCAUUAAUCAAUCUAGGUCACCCUCUUCUAGAAUGACUGAUCAUGAAGGUGCAAGAGCAGAGGAAGCUGAGCCAAUAACGUUUCCACCUGGAGGAGGCAAGUCAUUUAUUAUGGGUUCUGAUGAUGUGUUGUUAAGUGUACUGGGCCUUGGAGACCUUGCAGACUUGACAGUAACAAAUGAUGCAGACUAUAGUUAUGAUUUGCCAGCUAAUAAAGAUGCCUUCCGAAAGACAUGGAACCCUAAGUAUACGCUACGCAGUCAUUUUGAUGGAGUGCGAGCAUUAGCUUUUCAUCCUGUAGAGCCUGUGCUGGUUACAGCCUCUGAGGACCAUACUCUAAAACUUUGGAAUUUGCAGAAAACGGUUCCUGCCAAAAAGAGUGCCUCUUUAGAUGUAGAACCCAUCUACACAUUUAGGGCCCACAUUGGACCGGUAUUGUCACUGGCAAUUAGUUCCAAUGGAGAACAGUGUUUCAGCGGUGGUAUUGAUGCAACCAUCCAGUGGUGGAACAUGCCUAGCCCUAGUGUGGAUCCAUAUGAUACCUAUGAGCCAAACGUUCUAGCUGGCACAUUAAUUGCUCACACAGAUGCAGUCUGGGGUCUUGCUUACAGUGGUGUAAAGAAUCACUUACUCUCUUGUUCAGCAGAUGGCACUAUUAGGUUAUGGAACCCACCAGAAAAAAAUCCCUGUAUUUGCACUUACAAUGGAGAGAAAGAUCAUGGAAUACCCACAUCAGUUGACUUUAUAGGUUGUGACCCUGCUCAUAUGGUGGCAUCUUUUAACACUGGCAGCACAGUCAUCUAUGAUUUAGAAACAUCCCAGUCAGUGGUAAUGUUUUCAUCACAAGUAGAAUCUGGUGUACAAUCAAAUAAUCAUAUUAACAAAGUAGUAAGUCAUCCCACACUUCCUGUAACUAUUACAGCACAUGAAGAUAGACACAUCAAAUUUUUUGACAACAAAACGGGUAAAAUGAUCCAUUCUAUGGUUGCUCACUUGGAUGCUGUCACGAGUCUAGCUGUAGAUCCUAAUGGAAUCUAUUUAAUGUCUGGAAGCCAUGAUUGUUCCAUUAGGUUGUGGAAUUUGGACAGCAAGACAUGUGUGCAAGAAAUAACAGCUCAUAGGAAAAAGCUGGAUGAAUCAAUUUAUGAUGUAGCAUUUCAUCCAUCAAAAGCAUAUAUUGCCAGUGCAGGAGCUGAUGCCCUUGCCAAAGUAUUUGUGUGACAUAGUAGAACAAACCUGCAUCAUAACAGCAGGUCUGUUUGGACAAAAAAGAGGGAAUGCGUCACUGCCAUCAAGUAUAAGGUUACCAAUAAGACACUACAUCUGAUCUGCCUGAGUGAAGGCUCUUAAGUGGGGCAGAAGUAGAAGUUGGUGAAAAGUCACCACAUCCUGAACAAUGUCAGGCUCAUUCAUUUAACUGUAAUUACUGUAUUUGGGGGGUGGGGUGGGGACAAAUACAAAAAAGAAAACCAGUAUUUGUAGCCUUGACUGGAUAUGAACUGAGCGUAUGUCUGUUCUUUAGGUGUCUUUAAGCAAACGUGGAGUCUGAUCUUACAAAAGACUUUUAUUUUGGACUCUGUGUGCUGCCUUAGGGUUAGGAAUGUGGUGCUCUUGUGGGGGGAAGUGAGCUCCAAGAGUAGCUUUCUUUUCAUCUCUUAGUAAUCUUCUGUUUAUCAGUUGAAUGCCACAGAUUCCCCUUUUAAACUUUUAUUUUGCUUUAAAGAAAAGGAAAUUUAACUUAAAAUAUUUUAGCAUUAGUUGCACAAAAUGUUUGGAUAAAAUUCUAGUUUUUAUAAGUCUUUUUAUAUAUUUAGCCUGUCACAACAGUGCUCAAGAUUGUAUUGAUAAUGUUUUUCUGCAUUAUAGAACCCUAAAACACAGAGAUCUCACUGACCCGCUGCCGUGUAACCACAAUCUUCCCUUCUUUUGCCUAAUACAGCUCAGCUAAGUCCUUGCUUAAGGAUGCUAAUUCAUCAUCAUCACAUAACUGUCUUCAUAAAUAAAGGACUGUAAAAUGUGUUCAAAUGAAACACAGAGGGGUUAACACCCCUGAAUGAACUCUUAAAAAAAAAUUGAUCUUGGCAUCCUAUCACUAUGUGAUAUUUUGUACAUCUUACUGUAUUUACGAGUUUAUUUAUCAAGGAUUACCCAUCUUGCUAAUGGCCUAUUGUUAUUUAUUUCACUUUUUGUUGGUCUUUAUAUCCUUUUAUGUAGUGUGUUAAAGGGCCCUGUAUAUCUGUUAUGGCACUCUUUGAACAGUCUAAAAUAGAUGAAAAAAUGGGACAUUUGAUAAUUCUAAAGUUGCAAACCAAGAAAUUCUUCUUCCUCUGGUUAAGUACCUGGAGUGGAGUUGAUUCCAAAAAACCAAUCUUGUUUCAGAACCCUUGGAGUGAAAAUUAUUUUUAUUUGCAUUUCAAAUAGAAUACAAAAGUAGUUAAUUAAAGAUUCAUAAAUCUGCUGUGUUUUGACUAGUUACUCCCUGCUUUUAUUUUAUUUUUCAGAUGUGCUUCAGUUUAUGGUGUAACUAAAAAUUUUGUUUGUGUAAUGCAUGAUUAAUACAAAAAAGUAUUUUUUCUAGUCUUCCACAAAACUUUUCUGAUCAGUUUGCGAGUUUUGAUGAGUUUUGUAAGGUUUCUGUUUUACAAACUAUGAAUCAGCAAAUUUUUAAGAUUGUACCGCAUAGCAAAAGUACAGCUGUUGAAAAAUAAUGUAUAUAAAAUGCAUAUAAUAAAUAUUAAAUGGUGUACCUGUA